Molecule: messenger RNA, 2905 nt
Organism: Beta vulgaris subsp. vulgaris (sugar beet)
Lineage: Eukaryota; Viridiplantae; Streptophyta; Magnoliopsida; Caryophyllales; Amaranthaceae
Product: transposon Tf2-1 polyprotein
Biological process (GO): DNA integration
Molecular function (GO): RNA-DNA hybrid ribonuclease activity; nucleic acid binding
Source: RefSeq, a predicted model, not a curated record
AUGGUAGGCAUUGAGCCUGACAUCAUCACCCAUAAGCUAAACGUCGAUCCCAACUCAAAGCCCGUGAAGCAGAAAAGAAGGAAGUUUGCUCCAGAAAAAAUGAUAGUCAACGAGGAGGUGGACAAGCUACUCAAAGCUGGCAAAAUCCGAGAAGUCAAAUAUCCCGAUUGGCUAGCUAACGUGGUGGUUGUUGGAAAGAAAAAUGGCAAAUGGCGGGUGUGCAUCGAUUUUACAGAUCUCAAUAAGGCGUGCCCUAAAGAUCCAUUCCCGCUGCCACAUAUUGAUGCAUUAGUGGACGCUACAGCUGGCCAUGAGGCUACAUUCCUAGAUGCGUACUCAGGUUACAAUCAGAUACUAAUGGAUCCUGCAGACCAAGAAAAGACCGCCUUCAUGACUGAAAGAGGCAUCUAUUGUUACAAGGUAAUGCCCUUUGGGCUAAAAAAUGCGGGUGCCACCUACCAGCGGCUAGUCAACAAGAUGUUCGAGAAGCAGCUGGGGGACACGAUGGAAGUCUAUAUAGAUGACAUGCUGGUCAAAACAAAGAAAGCAGAGGAUCAUGUGGACCACCUGCAAGAAACCUUUGAAGUCUUAAAGAAGUAUGGGAUGAAGCUCAAUCCUAGCAAGUGUUUUGGUGUCCCAGCAGGCAAGUUUUUGGGCUACAUAGUCACCCAGCGAGGAAUAGAAGCCAAUCCCAGCCAAGUGCAAGCACUAAUCAACAUCCAGUCACCGCGAAACCUGAAAGAGGUCCAGAAGCUGACAGGAAGGGUAGCUGCACUGAACAGAUUCAUAUCCAGAUCAUCCGACAAGUGCCACUUGUUUUACAACGUGCUAAAAAAGAAUAAAGGAUUCAACUGGACAGAUGAGCAUGAAGCUGCAUUGCAGGAUCUGAAGGUCCUGGCUCAACCUCCCCUAUUAUCAAAGCCAUCCACAGGAGAGACUCUCCAGCUGUAUCUAGCUGUUAGCAGCAAAGCGGUAAGUGCGGUACGGGAAGGGAACAAUCAACAACUCCCAGUUUAUUACGUUAGCAAAUCCUUGCUGGAUGCUGAAACCAGGUACACAUCACUUGAAAAGUUAGUGUUAGCUUUAUAUAUGGCAUCUCGUAAGUUGAGGCACUAUUUUGAGUCUCACCCCAUUCAUGUUAUGACUAAUUACCCCAUCAAAGCAGUAUUACGAAAACCUGAGCAUUCAGGGAGAAUGGCCAAAUGGGCCAUAUCCCUGAGUGCACAUGACAUUAGGUAUCUACCCAGGACAGCUAUAAAAUCGCAAGCCCUAGCUGACUUUGUGGCAGACUUUAGUAAAUCAGGCUCAUGGCAGCUGUAUGUAGAUGGAUCUUCAAACUUCAGAGGGGCUGGUCUAGGUAUAGUGCUAAAGUCGCCACAAGGGGACAUGAUAGUACGCGCUAUCUGCUGCGAUUUUAAAGCUACCAACAAUGAAGCUGAAUAUGAGGCCUUAAUAGCAGGUAUGACACUAGCACAUGAUUUAAAAGCUAACAGUUUGCGUGUCUUCAGUGAUUCGUUGCUAAUAGUAAGCCAGGUAAAUGGAGAGUACGCAGCUAAAGAUUCUAAAAUGGCCUCUUACCUAGAGCUAGCCAAAGACAAAGCCAAGUUAUUCGAAGAGUUCAGCAUAAAGCAGAUCCCAAGGGACCAGAAUACCAAGAGCUUGCGCCAGCUACGAUCUAUUACAAAGUGCUUAGACAAAGACCAAUGGGAGCCCACCCUCAAGGAGUUCCAUGAAGGUGAAUGCGCUCAUGCAGCUGGAAGAAGCUUAUCAAACAAAAUCCUAGCAUACGGGUAUUAUUGGCCAACCAUGCGUGCUGAUGCUAAGAAGUAUGUGCAAAAAUGCGAAAGCUGCCAAAAACACGCAGGCAUGACACAUCAGCCAGCUGAGAUAUUGCACCCCACCUUAACACCCUGGCCUUUCAUGAGGUGGGGCAUGGACAUUGUGGGGAAAUUGCGUAGCUCCAGGGCAAAAAGUUUUUUAGCACUCACGGACUACUUCUCUAAAUGGAUCGAAGCUGGGGCAUUCCAGCAGGUGAGAGAUAAAGAAGUAAUAUCCUUUUUGCAUACUAACAUUAUCUGCAGAUUCGGGUACCACGAAAUCAUUUGUGAUAACGGAUCACAAUUCAUAAGUGACAAGACAAGGCAAUUCUGUCACGAAUGGAACAUCAGCUUGAUAACUUCCACACCUAGAUAUCCGCAAGCUAACGGACAAGCUGAGUCCAGCAAUAAAGUAAUUAUCAAUGAUAAGAGGCGCCUAAAAGCUAAGAAGGGAAGAUGGGUAGAAGAGCUACCUAAGGUGCUGUGGGCAAACAGAACAACACCAAGAGGCGCCACAGGAAGAACUCCUUUUUCACUUGUGUAUGGAUGCGAGGCGGUGCUACCUGCGGAAGUAGCUGUCCCUACAGCUAGAUAUGGAUUGAUGACUCCUGAAGCCAACGACAAAGAGCUUAGCUACGACCUAGAUUCCAUCGAAGAAUUGCGAGAUAAUGCAUUAGUACGAAUGGCUGCACAACAGCAAAUAGUGGCUCGUAGCUUCAACAAGAAUGUCAAAGCUAAAGUAUUCAAGGUAGGAGAUUGGGUUCUAAGGAAAGUUUUCCAGAAUACCCAAGUCAAUGCAGGUAAGUUAGGGAUCAGCUGGGAAGGCCCCUAUCUAAUCGAUCAAGUAGUUGGAAAAGGAGCUUAUCGUCUAACUACUAAAGAUGGAAAAGCCAUACCUAGAAGCUGGAACGCUUCUCACCUUAAGCUAUACCAUUUCUAACCUGGGGCACCUACCAGGUUACUAUCGGGCAAAGACGCCAGAAUCUCUAAAGGUAACCACUGCUUUGCACAAAGCAUUGGUCCACCAGGUAAACAACCACUUAAUUUGUCUAACAACUUAAGUAUUUUAUGCUCGUAGCAGCAAGCCA